UUGCACUUUUGAGUCAACCUCUUCAUUACCAAAUAAUUUGAUUCCUCAAAGCCGCCAAAGUACAAUAUUUAGCUGUCCUUUUCAAGUUUCAACUAAUUUUGUCUCUCAUUGUCUGUACUUAUCAACCCUUUCUAAUAAAAUACCCUUUAUUACAGUGCUUUCCUGAAGAAAAACAAAAUAUUGUGUUUGUUUGAGAGAGAGAUUAUCAAAUGCAAGUGAAGAAAGUAGAGUAUCUUGACGUGCUUACAAAAACUGGAGAAAAAACUGGCAUCUCUAAACCCAGAGGGGAUGUUCACAGAGAUGGAGACUACCAUCGAGCAGUACAUGUAUGGAUAUUUUCCGAGAGUACACAAGAACUACUCCUCCAACUACGUGUUGACUGCGGUUUGUGGGAUAUCUCGAGUGCCGGUCAUGUAUCUGCUGGAGAGUCAUCUCUUAUUUCAGCAAUGCGAGAGCUUCAAGAAGAACUUGGUAUAACACUUCCGAAGGAUGCAUUUGAAUUAAUAUUUGUUUCAAUUCAAGAGCGCACUUACAAGGGUACUUUCAACAACGAAUAUGAUGAUGUAUAUCUGGUGACAACUACAGAUCCAAUUCCUUUGGAGGCCUUUACACUGGAAUCAAAAGUUUCCGCUGUAAAAUAUAUGUCUUUUGAGGAGUAUAGAAGAGUGCUUGCUCAAAAAGAUCCUGAUUAUCUGCCCCUUGCGAAUGAUGAAUAUGGUCAGCAGCUCUUUACAAUAAUUGAGAAGAGGUAUAAGGAAAAUGCUGAAACUAGAAGUUUGACUAUUGAGAAGCAGCUAAACCGCUAUGCUAGCAUUUCUCUCUCUGCAGAGUUGACUGGACUGACUGCCGCAGACAAAGAAGCACUAUCUCUACUUGUUAAGGCUGCAGCAAUCAUGGACAAAAUUUUUUAUCAACAGGUUUGGUAUAGCAAUCCAUCUUUGAGAGACUGGUUAAAUGAGCACGCAGACAAAUCACAGUUGGACAAGUUAAAAUGGAUGUACUAUGUAAUAAAUAAAAGUCCAUGGUCUAGCCUGGAUGAAAAUGAGGCUUUUCUGACAACUGCAGAUUCGGCUGUCAAGCUGCCUCCAAAUGCGACAAAGCCUGUAUCAGGUUGGAAUGGUCUUGAAUAUAGAACAGCAUUUCCUAUCUUGAAACCACCUGGUGCGAGUUUUUACCCACCAGAUAUGGACAAAAUGGAAUUUAACUUAUGGAAAGAUAGUCUUCCAGAAGAUCAACAGAAAGAAGCAAUGGGCUUUUUCAAUGUUAUUAGAAGGUGUAGUGAAUCAUUCUUGGAAAAUAUGAUAUCCCACAAAACGGAAAAUGGCACUAGCUCCCUUCAUGAUCUGUAUGUGGUUCCGUAUUCUCAAGAGUACUACUCUCUCCUUUCUGAAGGAGCCACCUUGCUACGCAGUGCAGGAGACCUGACCAGCUCAACUAGUUUAAAGAGACUUCUUUAUGGCAAGGCUGAAGCAUUCCUUUCAAAUGAUUAUUAUGAUUCAGAUAUUGCUUGGAUGGAAUUGGACUCCAAGUUGGAUGUCACCAUUGGCCCUUAUGAAACUUAUGAAGAUGCACUUUUUGGGUACAAGGCAACAUUUGAGGCAUUUAUAGGAGUCCGAGAUGACGAAGCAACAGCCCAAGUCAAAUUGUUAGGAGAUCAUCUGCAGGUUUUGGAGGAGAAUCUGCCAAUGGACAAUAUUUACAAGUCAGAAAAUGUUACAGCUGCUCCUAUCCGGGUUAUCCAGCUUCUUUACAAUGCAGGGGAUGUGAAGGGCCCUCAAACAGUUGCAUUUAAUCUUCCAAAUGAUGAACGUAUAGUAAAAGAUCGAGGAACAUCAAUGGUCAUGCUUAAGAAUGUUUCGGAGGAAAAGUUCAAGCUUAUCCUUAAGCCUAUAGCUGAUGUGUGUAUUAUGGAAGAACAGCGAGAGUUGGCGGACUUCGAAUCAUUCUUUACUCACACUAUUUGUCAUGAAUGCUGCCAUGGUAUUGGGCCUCACACAAUCACGCUUCCGAAUGAGCAGAAGUCAACAGUCAGACUAGAGCUGCAAGAACUUCAUUCAUCAAUAGAAGAAGCAAAGGCAGAUAUUGUUGGUCUUUGGGCUCUUAGGUUUCUAAUGGACAAGGAUUUGCUUCCGAAAAGCCUGGACAAGUCAAUAUACGUCUCUUUUCUUGCUGGAUGUUUCCGCUCGGUACGCUUUGGAUUAGAGGAAGCUCAUGGGAAAGGACAGGCAUUGCAGUUUAACUAUUUGUUCGAGAAAGGCGCAUUUAUUUUACGCCCUGAUGAAACAUUUGCCGUUGACUUUGAAAAGGUUGAAGAUAGCGUCGUGAGCUUGAGCAGAGAAAUUCUCACAAUACAAGCAAGAGGCGACAAAGAAGCUGCUAGAACGCUUCUUCAGAAAUAUGGUGUGAUGACACCACCACUGAAACACGCACUUAAAAAGCUGGAAAUAGUUCAGGUUCCGGUGGAUAUUAUUCCUGAUUUUCCCAUUGCUAACCAAAUUUUACGUGGUGCCAACUGAAGACUGUUCGGCUUCCUUUAUCACAGAAAAGCCACUAAACGACACACUGGCCCCUCAUGCCUGUUGGUCCUAACAACAAAGUAAUUUUCACACUAGUUGUUUCCAGGGUUGAUGCAUUCUCGAAAACCAGUAAAUGCCUAUAAUUGAUUUAUAAUCAGUUUGUUUACAAUGUUUUAUUUCCAAAAUAAGGAUAUCAUGUUUUCUUUUUCUCCUCUUACUGUGUAGACAAGGUACUUCUGCAAAUAUUUAAUUUGAUGAAGAGCUAGAAUGCUCAUGGUCCAUGGACUAGACAGAACAAUGAUAUUAAUGAUAUCCCAAUUUUCUUGUUUUGAGUAA
Molecule: messenger RNA, 2852 nt
Organism: Lycium ferocissimum
Lineage: Eukaryota; Viridiplantae; Streptophyta; Magnoliopsida; Solanales; Solanaceae
Product: nudix hydrolase 3-like
Exons: 21
Coding region: 210-2516 (768 amino acids)
Cellular component (GO): cytoplasm
Molecular function (GO): dipeptidyl-peptidase activity
Source: RefSeq, a predicted model, not a curated record